Molecule: messenger RNA, 1308 nt
Organism: Closterium sp. Naga37s-1
Lineage: Eukaryota; Viridiplantae; Streptophyta; Zygnematophyceae; Desmidiales; Closteriaceae
Source: the annotation of a GenBank genome assembly
AUGCCCGACAUUCCCUGUCCCUACUGCUGUGCCCAAAUCGUACCACCGUCCUCCCCCUCUCCCGUAACCAAUCAGGAUGGACACACCAUUCUUCUGCUGCAAACAGCGCCACAGAAAUCAUCAUGCACUUAUAUCGAGUACCCCACCACAGCAGAAGCCAUUGAUGGGCUGUGUGCUCUCUUUGAGCGGCGGCUCAAGGAGAUGAACCCUGGAGUGAAGAACAUCACAUACGACAUCUCAGAGCUGUACCAGUUCAUGGAGUCUCUGCCCGACCUCACCGCCCUCGUACUGGAUGAGUCUAUCUGUGCAUACGUCCCAUUUGACCGAAAACGGCUCAAAGAGCUUGCAUACCAGCGGCUAAGCAAGCUAGCUGGUAACGUGCACUUCGGCGGAGUCGCAAGCCCCGACGCGGGGAUUAACCCCCAGUUCUACAACUGGAAUGUGGUGCUUGUCAAGUACUGCGACGGCAGCUCCUUCACGGGCGGUUCGGGCAAGAAGAACAAGACGGAGGAGACCGGCAAGACGCUCUACUAUCGGGGACACUGGAACUUAAACGGCGUGCUUCAGGAUCUGCUGGACACUCAAAAUCUGAACCAUGGGGAGGAGGUGCUGGUGGGGGGCUGCAGCGCGGGCGCGGUGGCGGUGUCGAUCAAGUGCGACCAGAUCGCCACGUGGCUCAAGGAUUACGGCAUCAAGACCAAGUGCUUUAUGGAUGGAGGUUUCUUCCCAGACGUGGUGGAUGUGAACGGCGAGCGGUCGCUGCGGGAGAAGGUGCAGCGGCUGGCAACACUGCAUGACAUCGACCGGAUUGGGAUCAACGGCGACUGCAAGGAUGCCAUGCAACCAAGUGAUUCCACGUGGAAGUGUUUCUUCCCCGAAUACAAUCUCAAGUUCGUCAAAUCGCCAAUGUUCGUCGUGAACUCGCUGGUGGACUACAAGGCCGUCGCGAUCGCCAUGUCGCCAAAGGCGAAGGGGAAAGCCAACCCGCUUGUGCGCUGCCUCGGUUCCCACUUAAAGAAGUGCACCCCGCAGCAGAUAAGCCAGCUACAGUACUUUUCCAGCAACAUAAAAAACUCGUUAAACAGCGUGACGAAAAACCGGCAAGCAGCGGGGGUUCCGUUUGAGACGUUUACAUUCACUGAAUCUACCCACUGCGUGGUGGGAGACGAAAUGUGGCAGAAGCUUCAGGAUGACGUUUCAGGAGGCUCGGGAGGAGGGAAUGGUGUGGCUGGUGCUGCGUCAACUGGUCUCGGUCCGACGAAUAAAAAGCCUAAUUUGGCGGGAUCCUUCAAUAGCUGGUAUCAUUAA